Molecule: messenger RNA, 1494 nt
Organism: Penaeus chinensis
Lineage: Eukaryota; Metazoa; Arthropoda; Malacostraca; Decapoda; Penaeidae
Exons: 4
Coding region: 1-1494 (497 amino acids)
Source: RefSeq, a predicted model, not a curated record
AUGACAUCCAGAAAAGCAACUAUCAGGAAAGGCAAACUUGUAUCAGGGCCAAACGCUAAGCUGAAGGGCGAAACCGAGAUCCGGAACCUUGAUCAGGAAGAAGUCUACAAGUACCUCGGAGUAGACCAGAGCGACGGAAUACAGCACAGUCUCAUGAAGGAGAAGAUCCGGAAAGAGUAUUACCGUCGGGUCAGACUCAUCCUCGACACUGAACUCAAUGCCAAGAACAAGAUGCACGCAAUAAACAGCUUAGCCGUGCCAGUGCCGCAGUACAGCUUCGGGAUCAUCGACUGGAGAGAAAUAGAGAUCCAGGAAAUGGACAGGAAGACCCGGAAACUACUAACAAAGUACAGAGUCCUGCAUCCGAAGGCUGACAAAGACCGAAUCUAUAUCCCUAGAAGCAGCCUAAGCGAGUACAUCAAGCGAGGAGAUGACAAGUAUACCAGAAUCGUAAAGAGACAUGAAUCAGAGAAGAGGAAAUACUCUCUUGUCAACAAAGGCGAUGAAUUCAAGAAGAAGUAUAUACCGCCCCAGCCUGGAGCCCAGUCAACACAGCCAAGUUUGCAAACCAUCAAGCGACAGAUGAAGGAAGCAUUGGCUGACGAGAAAAUCAACACCUACUCGUCGAAGCCUCUCCACGGUCAAUUCUACAGUCAAACAUUCGAGAAUUACGUAGAUAGAAAAUUGACCUUUGGAUGGCUUCGGAGCUCUGGGCUCAAAGGACAGACAGAGAGUCUCCUUACGGCAGCACAAGAUCAGGCGCUGAACACCAGAUACCAUCAGAGGAAGAUCUUGAAGAUGGAGGUGGACAGCAAAUGCAGACUUUGCCAGCAGCAAGAAGAGCAUGUGAGCCACAUAGUUGCUGGAUGCUCGGUACUAGCGCUAAAUGAGUACACCCAUAGGCACAACCGGAUAGCUAGCUACCUGCACUGGUCAAUUCUAAGAGAGAUUGGCCUCCCUGCAUCUGAUCAGUGGUACGAGCAUCAGCCGGAAAAAGUCGUUGAAACAGAGACAAUCACUGUGAUGUACGACAUGCCUGUUAACACAGAUCGGACCAUUGGAGCCAAUCGACCGGACAUCAUCUUCCACGACAAGGUCAAGAAAAGAUGUCUAUUGAUUGACGUGGCAGUGCCAAAUGAUGCGAAUGUAUCGUCCAAAGAAGCAGAAAAGAUCAGCAAAUACAAGGACCUGGAGAUCGAGAUUUCGCGCAUGUGGCACACUAAGACCCACAUUUACCGCCGGCGGCUGGCUAGUUUCCAAGAUCCUCGCGGUCUGCCUAUGCAAAGGAGAGCAGAUGAGCUGGAGCUUCCCGCCGGAAUGUCCCCUCGGCAUAUAUUUCACGCCGAGGGGGAUCUCCGCCGCAGAAAGCCCGUUGGAGCCACCAGGGUCAGCACCUCUGGCAAAUCUCUUGUACGAAUCAUUCAACCUCUAACGUGUAAUGAAUACACAAUUCAUUACAUCACUAACAAUACACCAGCUGAAUCCCUUUCAUAG